Molecule: messenger RNA, 1599 nt
Organism: Dibothriocephalus latus
Lineage: Eukaryota; Metazoa; Platyhelminthes; Cestoda; Diphyllobothriidea; Diphyllobothriidae
Source: the annotation of a GenBank genome assembly
AUGUUUUCUACGUUCGUGGGAUCCGAGGAAGUGGCACAUGUUGAAACUUGGUUGUUUUUUGAGGAUGUUAUUUUGUCGCCGUGCUUGGUGAAUGAAAACUUUCAAGUUUCAGUCGAUGGUCUUGGAAGUGAUGAUGCUCACGAGGAGGGGCAGUUGCGAUCUGCUGGUACUUAUUUAGGGCUGCAGGCAUCAUCUUCCGGCCACAGUGACUAUGACUUCCGCAGCCAUGUUACUCACGAACAUGUUCACCAUCAGUACCAUCACUACCAUCACCAUCACUACCACCACUACUAUCACAAUUGCCCCCAGGAGCAUAUGGACAUUAUACCGGUUGACGUCUCGUCCGUUUUUACCCCAACCGUGAGGGCAGAUGAGCAGUCGUUGCAUGCAAGCAAGUCAGCUGAGUGGAGUCACUUCGCAGCCGAAUGUGCAGCCGAAAGGAGGGUGCCUAAUCCGCAGUUAUUGACAGACAAAUCUCACACCGAAAUGCAGGCCGGGAAGGAGAAGGAAGAGAAUGAAACCGGCAAUAUAAAACUCAUAAGUGUCCCCAUAAGAGGGCAGCCUAGCCAAAUUUGUAUAUCCAUUAAUGUGCAAGGGAUUGAAGAGCCCCAUCUGGUCAGGCUGACUGAGGAGAUGGCUGAGAGGCAGUCUGUUUCCAGAAGGGAAUCAGUGCCACAAGAUCGCCAACAAUACCUCGAGGAGACUGGAAUGGAUAUACUAACCGGCAAUACCACAGUUCUCAACAAACCUUUGAUUUCACAGGAAGACUUUGUGUAUCUGGAGGUAGAAGGGGAUGCGAAGAAGCCGCAGCAUAAGCAGAUCAAGGACGCAGCUAUGGGGUGUAAUUGUACCUCCUAUCUGGCGACCGGGUCAGCCAUGCAUGGAGUCCUCCCUGGAGCACAUUUAGUGACACAUACACACACUACCGUCAUAGGGUCUGGGGAAGGGGCAGGAGCGGAAAGCAUGUCAGAUGCUACCGAGGGCAUGCACGUGCCUACACCUGAGAAUGCGAAUGCGAAGUCAACGCACGAGGAGCAUACCGGUGGGGCAACCAUUACAUGUAAUUGUGGCUCCUGUCUGGCGGCCGGAUCAGCCAUGCAUGAAGUCCUCUCAGAAACACACAUGGUAGCAGAUUCACCUACUAUCCUCAUGCCGUCUGAGGAAGCGGCAGAAAUAGAAUAUAUGGCAGAGCCACUCCAACGCAUGCUGGUUCCCCUGCGCGGGCUCAAUAUAAGUAUAUCCAAUAGCAUGCUUCCCGGUGAAGAGCCUUAUUCGAACGGAUAUGCGCCUGCGGCAGAACGUGGUUUAACCCCGCAAACCAGUUUCGAAAACGACAACUACCAUAAGCACCCCUGCCACCACGAACAUCAGCACCACCAAUACUACCAACACAAUCACCACCACCACCACCACCAUCAAAAAGGCGACCGCAAAUGUGAUAACCAAAUGCCGAUAGACAACGACACUGCCGUAACCAAAAGCCUGAUGGCACAGAAGGAGACGUUGCAGGCAUACAAGGCAUAUAAAAAGAGUCAAUGCGCAGGCUGUCUUGCGGAGAGAGGAGAGAGCGGUGGCCGGUUGCCGGAUCCAUUGCCUGUG